AUGUCCGUGCCUUCCACCACCACAUACGAAAUCACCGUCCGCUGUACCCUCGAGUACUGGUCCACGUCCAAUGUCCAGGAAGGAUCUACCAGCACCAUAUCUAUCACCACCAUCAUUGAAGAGCGCACCAUGCUCCUUCGCCUAGCGUCAGAGUACCGUGACUCCGACGAAGCCUUGAUGUUCUUCGCCGCCCUCGCUGACUACGCCCGCUCGAACUACGAUUUCGAAUACAACAUUUCACCGGGACAGUACCGCACCUGCGCCUCGCGUCGAGAAGUCACCGUUUCCGGCAGUGGUGUUAUUGCCGGGCUGUCUGAGUCCGAGUCUGUGUUGAUUAGCUUGGCCCGGGAUGGCGAGGACGAGAACGAGGACGAGGAGCGCGGCCGGGCCAGGGAGAGAAAGGAAAGAAACGUCGCGCGGACUCGAGAGAUCACGAAGCGCCAGAAGGAGCGGAAGAAGCUGGACGGGGAUCGAGAGUCGUCGGAUGGCGAUGGCUCGAGCUCGGAGACGAUGGCGAAGGCUCAUUCCAAGGCGAAGGCCAAGGCGAAGUGCAAUGUGUUUGGUGGUUUCCGUUGGGCUUGGCGGGGUCUGAAAGGAGUCUUUGAGCUCUAG
Molecule: messenger RNA, 612 nt
Organism: Aspergillus mulundensis
Lineage: Eukaryota; Fungi; Ascomycota; Eurotiomycetes; Eurotiales; Aspergillaceae
Exons: 1
Coding region: 1-612 (203 amino acids)
Source: RefSeq, a predicted model, not a curated record